Molecule: messenger RNA, 4506 nt
Organism: Myripristis murdjan (pinecone soldierfish)
Lineage: Eukaryota; Metazoa; Chordata; Actinopteri; Holocentriformes; Holocentridae
Gene: ift70
Product: intraflagellar transport 70
Exons: 20
Coding region: 130-2133 (667 amino acids)
Biological process (GO): intraciliary transport
Cellular component (GO): intraciliary transport particle B; axonemal microtubule
Molecular function (GO): intraciliary transport particle B binding; protein binding
Source: RefSeq, a predicted model, not a curated record
UUGCUAAGUAACAGUUCUGUGCCUAUGCAGUCCGCCGUGGGAACAAAACAUGAGCUAACACUGAGAUGCUAGUGAUAUUUAGGGAGUAAAAAGUUUUACCUCUUUUUAGACGAUAGCAUUAUUACAGCCAUGACGCUGACAACUAUAAAAGACGGCGAGUACACGGCCACCAUCUACAAACUGAUUAAAGACUGCCAUUAUGGAGAAGCAAUUCACAUUCUAAGCAAUGAACUUCAAAAACACACAAAGUCAAGGGCAGCCCUGUCUCUACUUGGCUACUGCUACUACCACAUCCAGGAUUUCCCCAACGCUGCAGAGUGUUAUGAGCAGCUCACCCAGCUGCACCCUGAGGUGGAGGAGUACAAGCUGUAUUAUGCCCAGUCCCUUUAUAAAGCCUGUGCCUAUCCAGAGGCCACCAAGGCCACCUUUGUGCUGGACAACCCCAACAGUCACACGAAGAUGAUCAAGCUACAAGCAGCUAUCAAGUACAGUGAGGAGGAGUACUCUGCCGCCAAGACACUCGUGGACCAGCUGCCUCAGGAUGAUCCAGACUACGAUGUGGAUGUAGGCUGUCUGCUUUAUCAGGAGGAGGAGUAUGAGGAGGCCUGCAAGAAGUUCAUGUCUGCCAUGCAGGUGUUGGGAUACCAGCCAGAGCUGUCCUACAAUAUUGCCCUGUGUCACUACAGUCUGAAGAACUACACCCAGGCCCACAAAUACAUCCGAGAGAUCAUAGAGCGAGGCGUCAGGGAUCAUCCUGAGCUAAGCGUUGGGAUGACGACGGAGGGCAUAGAUGUCCGCAGCGUUGGGAACACCCUGGUGCUGCACGAGACUGCCCUGGUUGAAGCAUUUAAUCUCAAAGCUGCCAUCGAAUACCAACUGAGAAACUUGGAAGGAGCUCAGGAGGCUUUGACAGACAUGCCCCCAAGAUCGGAAGAGGAGUUAGACCCAGUGACGCUCCACAACCAAGCUCUGAUGAACAUGGACAAGAAGCCAUCUGAGGGUUUUGAAAAGCUGGCCUUCUUGCUGCAGCAGGUUCCCUUCCCCCCGGUCACAUUUGGAAACCUGCUGUUGCUCUACUGCAAAUAUGAGUACUUUGACCUGGCGGCUGACGUUUUGGCUGAGAAUGCCCAUCUCACCUACAAGUUCCUCUCCCCAUACCUUUAUGAGUUCCUGGAUGCCAUGCUGACUUGCCAGACAGCACCAGAAGAGGCAUUUAGGAAGCUGGAUGAGAUGAAUGGCAAACUUACGGAGCAGUUACGCAAGCUGGCCAAGCAGGUGCAGGAAUCCAGGCUGGCUCGUGAUGAAGAUUGUGUGAAGAAAGCCUUGCAGGAGUAUGACCAGAUGCUGGAGAAGUACAUCCCAGUGCUGAUGGCCCAGGCCAAGAUCUACUGGAACCGUGAGAACUACCACAUGGUGGAGAAGAUUUUCCGCAAGUCAGUGGAAAUCUGCAGUGAGCACGAUACCUGGAAGUUGAACGUUGCCCAUGUGCUCUUCAUGCAGGAGAACAAGUACAAGGAGGCCAUCGGUUUUUAUGAGCCCAUUGUGAGGAAGCACUACGACAAUUUGGAGCAGUGUAACAUUCAGGAGUGUCCCUGCAAGCGCAAGCCCUCGAUCCUGAAUGUCAGUGCUGUGGUCUUGGCUAACCUGUGUGUGUCCUACAUCAUGACCAGCCAGAAUGAGGAGGCUGAAGAGCUGAUGAGAAAGAUCGAAAAAGAGGAGGAGCAGAUCUCCUACGAUGACCCGGACAAGAAGGUCUUCCACCUCUGCAUAGUCAACCUGGUGAUUGGGACCUUGUACUGUGCAAAGGGGAACUACGAAUUUGGCAUCUCACGUGUCAUCAAGAGCCUGGAGCCUUACAACAAGAAGCUGGGGACGGACACAUGGUUCUACGCCAAGCGCUGUUUCCUGUCCUUGCUGGAGAACAUGGCCAAACAUAUGAUCAUGCUGAGGGAUGCAGUGGUGCUCGAAUGUAUCCAGUUCCUGGAGCACUGCGAGAUGUACGGAAGAGAUGAGCCAGCGAUCAUUGAGCAGCCUCUGGAGGAGGACCGCAUCCACAUUGGCAAGAACACCGUCACCUACGAAGCACGGCUGCUCAAGACGCUCUUCUACGAGGUCAUUGGCUGGAAUCAGUGACAUCCUCUUGACAGAUGAAAUUUCAAACAAGGACCGUGCAAGCUUUAUUCUUUAGGAAACCAAAAGCAACUGCAAGCUGCUGAGUUCCUCUGGCCAUUUUUGGACCCUCACACACCAUGGAAACUCAUUAUUUAGUAGCUUGAUAGAGCUGGGAAGUGGUCUUUGGCAGACAGUUAUGAUCUCAGUGUGUACCAAAAGAUCUUAUCUAACCAUUUUUCCCUACUAUGUUAUGAUUGUUGGGGUAGCCUGAAGCCAUAUGCUUGCACCUCAGCUCCACAUGGCAUGUUAGCAUAUCGCCUCAGAGAGUCAAAGAAGUCACUCUGAUUUAUCACUAUGGGAAUUCUUUCAGUUCCUGUGGAAGGUAUGUGCUCCAGUGUUUAUCAAACUAUCCGAGCAAAUUAACAUGAUUUCUGUCAAAAACAUGGGAAAAAGGCGAUUAGCAAAUUAGCAACAAAAAAAAAGAAAGAAAGAAAGAAAAGAAAAAGAAAAAGAAAAAGACAAGAAAAAAGACAAGAAAAGUACAGGACAUUUGCUAAAAAAAAUUAUAAGAAAAUUACAAGAAAACUAUAAUACUAACAUGAUAUAUUUAAAGUUCACAUCAGUGAUGCUGGAUUGAUGUUUGAUUUCUUUUGUUUCAGAAUGCAUUCAAAUAUAUUUCAUAAGCAUUUCAAAUGAGUAAAACCUUUUUAAAAUAAAAUAAAACCUGGGAUUUAAGAAGUUAAACGGCAUGUCUUUCUGUACAGUUAACUGUGUAGUGAAACCAUGUCAAGCUGUUUGAAAGGUGCACUAGUGGUCAAAUGCUAACAAAUUUUGUUUUUGGUACCUGUUAAAUUAUACUGCUUUCUGCAUGAAUUACAUGGACUCUCAAUCCACUGAUAUUUCAGAUAUGCUUCUUUCUAGGCUCUACUACCGCUGUUUGUUUCUACAAAUAUUUGUGUCCUGUGCUUUGAUUCAUUCAGUUCAAUUUGUGUAGCAUCAAAUCAUAACAGAAGUUAUCUCAAGGUGCUUUACAGAAACCCAACAGAUAUUGGCCAAAUCCAUGGACCAAAAUCUCUCCCAAGAGCGAGCACAAAGUGGCAGUGGUGAGGAAAAAAACCCUUUUAACAUUGAAAAAAACCUUGAGCAUAAACCCAGCUCUGGGUGGGCGGCCAUCUGCCUCAACUGGAAGGGGUUGAGAGAUGGACAGAAAGGGAGGGAGGAGGGAGGAGCACAUUGCAAGACAUAGAACAAUGUAAGUUUGACAUAGGGCUGUAUAGUAAUACUAGUGGUGAUAAUAGCAGUAAUGACAAUGAUAAUAGUGUUUCAGCAUCAGUAGUAAUCAUAAUAACACUAAAAGCCAUAAUAAUAACAUUUCUGAUAAUACUAAUAGUAAUAGUCAGAACAAUGAUAGCGAGAAUAGUAAUAAUGCUAAUUAUAGGUCUGAUUGUAGCCAGACUGAGUAAUACUAGUAAUUGGAGUAGUAAUAAUAUGACUAAUGACAGCAGAAGAAAUGGGUGUUGAUCAGGAUCGGGUGGGGCAGCAGGUGCUUUGCCAUCACGGAUGCAGACUACAGCUCCAGAGGCAGAAAUACCUGCUGAAAAGCGACAGAGGAAGAGAGAAAGAAGAGGAGAGAGCACAAAAAAACAAAGAAACCAAAAAAAAAAAAAAAAAAAAAAAAAACUCCAGUAUUCCUUGCUGUGGUGCUGGAGGCCAGUGUGAUACUAUCUAAGGUAACUUUAUGAUUAGAUAGUAGGUUUCUGAGGUGUGUAGGGCCUAUUACAAUAACUUCAGUUUUGUCUGAAUUUAGUAGUAGAAAAUUGCCAUCCAGCUCUUUAUGUCCUGAAGACAUGUUUGAAGUUUAGCUAACUGAUUCAUCUGGCUUCACUGAAAUAUAUAAUUGGGUAUCAUCCAGAUAACAUUGACGAUUUAUGGAGUGUUUCCUAAUAAUAUUACUUAAAGGGAGCAUAUACAAGAUGAACAGUAAAGGUCCAAGCACAGAACCUUGUGGAACUCCAUGUAUGAUGUCCAUGUAGAACUUCUGUGUGCAUGGAGGAUUCAUCAUUAACAUGUACAAAUUGAAAGCGAUCUGAUAGAUAGGACUUAAGCCAAUUUAGUGCCAUUCCUUUAAUGCCAAUUAAAUGCUCCAGUCACUAUAAUAAGAUCAGAUGGUCAAUGGUGUCAAUUGCAGCACAAAGAUCUAGCAGGACAAGUACAUUCUGUUUAUUCUGUUUAUUCGGAUAUAGAUUUAAUAGCAACACACAAUACAGGAGUCCCUAUCCCCAACCCAUUUGGAAACUCUAACCCUAACAGCUACAUACUUGCUUUCAUGUUUCAUGCAGAUUUUGCUACCUUAUAUCUGAGAGUGAAGUCCCCCUGAUUUUGGCCCUGAUAUGU